Molecule: messenger RNA, 6554 nt
Organism: Drosophila albomicans
Lineage: Eukaryota; Metazoa; Arthropoda; Insecta; Diptera; Drosophilidae
Gene: Ack-like
Product: activated Cdc42 kinase-like
Exons: 7
Coding region: 16-4491 (1491 amino acids)
Biological process (GO): protein phosphorylation
Molecular function (GO): ATP binding; protein binding; protein tyrosine kinase activity
Source: RefSeq, a predicted model, not a curated record
CCCACACACACACACAUGCAGCCACACACACGGUCAUAUACUUUGGGAAUAUUAUGGAGUGCAGCUGUUGUUGGUGUCUCUGAUACGCCGCAUGCAUACUUAAAGUGUCCACAGAUUGAUUUAUAUGAAUUCCUCACCGAGUCCGAACUACAGCAGUACUACAAUGCCAUCAAAAACGAAUUGAAAAUAACGAAUGCGGCGCAAUUUAAAUAUGCAGCGGAUGAGGAUUUACGUUUCAUUGGUCUAUCGCGACCGGAAAUCCGAAGACUGCGUAAAUUCUAUGAGAAGCACUUCCCCCACAGUUACCUCAGCAAAAUCAAGCGGUUACUGCAAGCGCCCGCCACAAUUGUGAAGCGCGAGGAUGGCGGCAUCGGUGGCGGACAAUCGCCGAGCGAGAGCAGCACGGCGGCGGCAACAACGACGGCAACUAGGAAUGGCGGAGCCAGUUCUCCGGGCAGCAGGGUGCCCAACAACAAGCACAUCAUACCGGCCGAUGCGAUUAGCGUCAACAAGCAGCUGGGCAUUGGAGAGUUUGGUAUUGUGCAGCAGGGCGUCUGGACAAAUGGCAGCGAGCGGAUUCAAGUGGCCAUCAAGUGCUUGUGCCGCGAACGCAUGCAAUCGAAUCCCAUGGAAUUUCUCAAGGAGGCAGCCAUAAUGCAUUCAAUUGAGCACGAGAAUAUCGUGCGCCUCUAUGGCGUGGUGCUGGCCACCGAUUCUCUGAUGCUCGUCACGGAGCUGGCACAUCUGCGUUCCCUGCUCGAGUGCCUUAAGGAUUCCGGUCUGCGCGUCAGCUUCCUCACCAUACCGACGCUCUGUGAGUUCGCACUGCAGAUCUGCAAUGGCAUGCGCUACUUGGAGCAGAAGCGACUCAUUCACCGGGAUUUGGCAGCGCGGAAUAUCCUAGUUUUCAGCAAAGACAAGGUGAAAAUCUCGGACUUUGGUUUGUCGCGCGCCUUGGGCGUGGGCAAGGAUUACUACAAGACCAAUUUCAAUGUGAAUCUUAAGCUGCCCAUUGCCUGGUGUGCGCCCGAGUGCAUCAAUUAUUUGCGCUUCACCAACGCCUCCGAUGUGUGGGCCUAUGGCGUUUGCCUCUGGGAGAUGUUCUCGUAUGGCUUUCAGCCCUGGGCUGCUCUGACUGGCCUGCAGAUACUGGAGGCCAUCGAUGCGCCCAAUUAUCAACGGCUGGAGCAACCCGAUUGCUGUCCACGCGAGUAUUACACUCUGAUGAUGAAGUGCUGGCAGGAUGACGCUGCCAAGCGGCCAAAGUUUAGCGAGAUUUACGAACAGCUGCCCGACAUGAAGCCCGAGCAACUGAAGGCUGUGGUCAACUGUGUGGAACCGAAGAAGGAUCAUUUGUUGUAUCGCCAGGGAGACAUUAUCAGUGUGCUCGAUCGCAACACGGGCACGCCCUUCUGGAAGGGAGUGCUGAGCACCGGCAAGACGGGCUACUUCAAUCCCUCGAAUACGGUUGCCUUCCUCGAGGGUUUGCCCAGCUCCAAUCGGGAUUCGUUUAGCCGAGUGGGCGAUCAUCGCAUUAGCAAGCGCAAGCUGCGCACAGAGAUGAUAUCGAAGCCACAGAACGACUUUAAGCACACAGGACAUGUGGGCAUCGAUGGCGCCACUUUUGGUGAUAUUGCCUUCCUCGGCAGCUCACAGAACUAUAAUCACGUGCCCAAGCAGAUUGUGACACCGUAUAAGCCAUCGGAGGACAUUGAGCAGACGCCACUGCUGCUGCCACCAACUCCCACCAGCCCCGACUCACUGCAAACGGCCAGCGGUUAUUUCCCCGAGGGUGCUGGCACCUCAAUGAAUCCCACAUUUAUUCCCUCCACGGAGCACACACCGAAAUUGAUAGCCAGCAAUGGACAGAGCUCCUUUGACUUUGCUGGCUCGAAUCCAUUUGCCUCGCACAAACUGGAUGAGGAGCAGCUCGCCUAUGCGCUGCAAAACAACAACUAUGGCGUCGAUGGCAAGAGUCUGCACUCGACCACCGGCGAGCCAAAUCAUUGGCGUGCCAGUUCGCGCAAUGCGACCGAUGAUCUGCAUGAAUAUCACGAGAUAUCCGAUGAUGAGAUCACCGGCGAUAAACUGGACUUUGGCCCAUCCCUUUUGGAUGAAAUCAAUUCGAUGUUUGGCUCGAUCAGUGGCGCCUCUGGCAGCCAGCCAAAGUCGCCGGACUUUGAUCGAGUAAAUACGAAAAACGAAUUCGCAGAAUUGUCUGCAAAGUAUGCGCAUAAAGCGGGCGACACCAAUGGCAACAAGCAUGGCCUGCUGUCGAAAAAGAAGACAACCACGGGCACUGUGAAGCCCAUUUCGGUCAAGGAUGAGAAGAUACUGAAUCAUGCCAUCGAAAUUGCCAAUGAAAUCAGUGCCAGAUCGAUGAUUGACCUGGCUUCGGAUCACACACCAGCUGCGCACAGUCCCAAGCGCAAGUUCAGCUUUCGUUUGCCGCAUUUGAGCAGCGGUGGCGGCGACAAAUCGAACAACAUGGUCGGAGGAUCCGCUCGCAAUUCUGCGUUGACGCCCACGCAUGGCAGUGCAUCGCCCUUCUCCAAGAAGAAGAACUUUACGGAGGAACUGCAGAGCAUACCCGACAUACAGCGAUUUCGCUCGUUGAGCGAAAUCAAAAACACUUCCGAGCUGCGCAUUCCGAUCUUCGACAAGGAGAGCUCCGACUUUUUGUUUGAGAAAUCACGCGAAAUACUCAGUCGCCCGCUGAACCGGGAACGAAGCUCCGAGGAGCCGCCAAGCAUCAAUGACAACAUCAUGGACAUUGAGAACACGCUGAAAGCGUUGAACCUCGACUUUAUGCACACGUACACGGAGCUGGACAAGAGCGACUCCAAUGAUACGAUUUUGAACGAUCAACUGCCACAGCUGCUGGGCUCCCUCGAUGAUGGCAUCAGCAGUGCCACGGGAAGCCUGAAGUCCGCUGUCUACAGCUACAGCAACGGGGUGCAGACGAUGUUUGACUUCAAUGCGGCCACCAGUCACCUGGACAAGCAUCUGCAGUACAUGCACAAUCAGGCGCAGCUGCACAGCCAGCAGCUGGCCAAUGCUAGCGAACAGAAGCUGCUGGAGGACAAGCGGAGCAGCACACCGGACACGGGAUUCGCGUCGCGGGACACAAACAUUUCGUUGUCGCGUCGCAGCAGCCAGAAGAGCAGUUACAGUCCUCAAGAGAGUUACUUUCCCAUUAAGGGAGAGACAUUGUAUAGUGCACCGCCAGUUGUGAUGAGCAGCGGCUACGAACGCUUUGGGAAUGGUCACACCAAGCAGAUGCUGGCCAGCGCAUCGCCGGUGAAAUCUUCCUGCUUGAAUGCCAGCAGCAGCAGCGCUGUCUAUGCGGUGGCCAGCAAGAGCUAUCGCCAGCGUUCCACCUCCUUCAAUGAGAGCUUCCAGCCCAUAUCCCCCGUGCUGUCGGAUGCCAAGCAGCGUUCGUUUCGUGCUGAAGCACAGCAACAGUUGCAGCAGCAACAACAACAACAGCAAUCGCAGCAGCAGCAACAACAACAGUUGCCACGACGCUCGGCCAGCUACAAACCGCGAUCGAUAAGAGCGCGCACUCUGCGACGCCUCAGCUACAAUCCCAUGACGCUCGACUCCAGCAGCUCCUCCAGCGGCGAGGAGUCACGCACCAAGCCCAGCCUCGCUCGAUCCGAGUGCGAUAUUCGCGCUCGCGUUGCUGCCACCUCCAGCAGCUCGUUGUGUCGUCGUCGACGUGCUGGCCUCAAUCGGCAGGUGCAGUCCGCAUGCCAGGAUGAACGCGAUGCCAUAAUUUCGCCACGGCAGCUGUACGGCUCGAACUCGAGCAUCAAGUCAGCGCCACACUACAAUCUGGGUGGGAAUCGACGCAGCUUCCAUCGACCCGGCGCCGGCUACGAACAGUUCCACUACGAUGAGCGCAUCUAUGACUUUGGCGGACGCGGUCCGGGCAACAAUUAUACGGCCCAACUGGCACAGCAUGCGUUGCUGGCGCCCACAAUGUCACAGAAGCUGAGCUCCGGCUCGGGUUCCUCCUCGGCGGCCUCGUCAGCGGUGGCCACCUAUCGCACUGCAUCCGCUGCUCUGCCGGCUCCGCAGCGUCCGAUGAGCGGUGGGAUUGCGUUGCAUGAGUUUGACAUCAGUCGCCUAACGGGCAAGAGUCCCACUUCGACCAACUUUGUGGGCAGUUCUCCCGAUGAGCUCAAGCAGCAACAGCGUACGCCACAGCCGCAGCAAGUGGUAAAGCCUCAGCGGCCCACAGAGUUCCAUUGGCCGGAGCAGAUACAUGUGUCGACAGUGAAGCAGCACGAGAUGCAUUGGCGACAGCUGCAACAACAGCAACAACAACAGCAGCAGCAACAACAACAACAGCAACAGUUGCCGGUGGUGAUAACUGCGGGGGAUUCGAGUGACAGCAGCUCGUCGACGAGCACGGAGAGCGGAGAUGAGUUCCAGUUCCGACGCGAGUUCAUUGCGCCACGUAUUCCGCCCAGUCCGGCUCCAUAACUAAGGAAAAUGCUGAAAUAUGUUCUCAAUUUACUAUUCGGACAUGUGCUCUCGGAUUAGAAUGGAUCGAUGUGUUAUCACUCUGGGCGUGUGUGUGUGUGUGUGUGGGUUGUAGUGUGGUGUGUGGUGGUGUGUCGAAAAGUAAAUUGUAGAAAUAUUUACAGCCUCUCUUUAAACAUAUUUAGCGUGUAUAUUUUUUAUGGAUUUGCAUUUUUGAGAGUGUGCCUUAUUUGGAAACACGGAAGACCUCUCAGAACGGAUAAUAAUACGAGUGCGAGUAAUCGUAAGCGUAACACUGUUGUUUGUUUUUUGUCGCAGUCAGUUACAGAUACAGAUACAAUUUGCAGAUACAGAUACAACUAACAGUUACACAGUUACAGAUCAAUCGAAUUGAGAUUUACAAUAAGCAAUAAUAAUGCAACAAAACUAGUUCAGGGCAGCCUGGGAAACGGGAAACGGAACCCAAAAUAUUUAAAGCAAACAGCUCAAUAAAUGUUAAAGCAAUAUUAAUUAAACACAUAUUUAGUAGAAGAGACUCAUUGAUACUCGAUAACAAAAAACACUUGACUACUCUUCAAACGCAAAAGGCUUCCAGGACAGAGCAGACAGCAGAAGGGGCAGACGGAGCAGAAAGACAGGGAGGGGGGCGACUCUUGAAACCAAUUUCCUAUCAGAUCAAAUGAGAUCAUUAUCAUCGUCAUUCCCAUUUUCACAUCUCUCUCUCUCUCAUAGCAUAACAGAGCUUCUGGUUGUCGGUGUCGUCAAUCCAACAAUCAAUCAGUAUAAAUCAGAUUAGGAAUAUAUCAACAGUAUUAAAUAUAAAAUUGAAUCUAAUCGACAACUCAUUGCAUGUACUAUAAAUAUGGGACAGGGUAUUAACUAAAACAACAGAACACGCAACAGACAGACACACACACACACAGAUACCCAUUACAACGACAGUCAUCGAGACAAUCACACACACACGCACACAACAAAGAUACACACACAAGUUGACAAUCCUUUUUCAUCGCCAACAACAUCCCACAAACUAAAAAAGAAAACAAGAUAAUAGACCCUUUUUACUACAUAUUUUCAAAAGUAAAGGGUCUAAACAGUGAACAAAAAAAAAAAUAAGAAACUAAAUGAAAAGAUAUUGAAAAUAUUGUCCGAAAACUCGUACAUAUGCAAAUGUGUAUUAUGUGCCAUAUCCUUACGCUUGCAUUUUUACUAUAUAUAAACCAAAACAUAUUUAUAUAUUAGACUAUAUAGUAUAUAUAUAAAUGAUAAUACUGAGCAUGAACCCGUCGGAAGAGUCGAAAAUUAGUUAUAUACAUAAAUACUAUUCCGUUACGGACGGGAGAUGUUUGCAUUGGAAAAUAUUCUCGAAUUACUUGAUAGAAAUCUAAGUGAAACGUACUUUCAUCUUCUCAAAAAAAAAAAAAAAGUAAAAAUACGAUUAUAAACCGAGAGUUAAUCCCCAUGUUGAUUGACUACACAAUGCGCCACUUGAGCGUGUCUACACCUUUUUUUAUAGAGCUCCAAUGAGAAAUAUAUAUAUAUACAUACAUAUAUGGAUAUAUGGAAAUAUUCUUAAUAAAAAGAUUUGUCGCAUUCUAUGCAUUUAUUGAUAAAGAUAAAGAUAAUGAUAAUGAUAACCAAAGUGAAGAAAACAAAUAUGAAAUUACUUAUAUACAAAGUUUAUAUACAUACAACAUAUAAUAUAAUAUUACUUAUAAUUACAAAGUUCAUACAAUUCAUAUCUAUUUCAUAUAGCAUUACUUACAAGAUUACACUACAAAUUGAUAUAUUGAUAUUCUAAAAUAUGCGUUCGAAGCGUUUCACAACCAAAAACAAAACAAAACAAAACUACAACUAAAACCAAAACUAAACUAAAACUUUUUCCAAGUAAUUAUAUAUACAUAUAUACAAAAGUUUGCAUUCUAAGAACCAAACGAUAAACAAACAAAAAAUAACAAAAAUAUAAAAAGCAAGAAAAAAAAGAAAACAAAACAAACCAAUUGGUAAUCAAAAACGUUGUGUAUAUUUAAAGGGAUUUAAUAAAGCAAAAGAAAAACCCCAAA